AUGGGCCGGGCUGGCCCCAGGACCGGGGGCGCGGCGGCGGCGGCAGCGGUGGCGGGGCCGCUGCUGCUGCUGCUGCCGCUGCUCGCUCGGCCCCCGCCUGCGGCCGCCGGCGACAGCAGGAAGAGCGACUUCAGGCUGGUAUCUGAGCAGUACUCGCAGUCCCCGCAGAAGCUGUCUUUCUACAGCUGGUACGGCAGCGCCAGACUCUUCCACUUCCGCGUGCCCCCGGACUCCGUGCUGCUGCGCUGGCUGCUGCAAGUGUCCCCGGGCGGCGGCCCCACGUGCGCAAACCUGGAGACCACCGUGUAUUUCCGCUACGGUGCCCCUCCAGUCAUCAACCCACUGGGCACCAGCUUCCCUGCCAACACCUCCAUGCAGCCCUCCUUCCUCAUCAAGAUGCUGCAGAGCAACGCCUCCAUCAACGUCUCCCACCCAGCACCUGGGGACUGGUUUGUGGCUGCCCACCUGCCCCCCUCAUCUCAGAAGAUUGAGGUGAAGGGCUUUGUUCCCACCUGUGCCUACGUCUUCCAGCCUGACAUGCUGGUCGUGCGGGCAGUCGAGGUCUCCAUCCUGGAGCCCGAUAAACCCUCUCCACAGACCCUCCUCUCCCACCCCAGCUACCUCAAAAUCUUCGUCCCCGAGUACACCCAGGAGCUGCGGCUGGAGCUGCAGGGCUGUGCGUCCAACGGGAGCCUCGGCUGCCCCGUGCAGCUCACCGUGGGCUCAGCUACCCUGCCCAGCAACUUUCAGAAGGUGCUCACCUGCCCUGGCCCCACCCAGGCCUGCCACCUGCUGCUGCCCUCGCCACCCUGGGACCAGUGGUUGCAAGUGACGGCCAAGAGCCUGGCAGGGCCCCAUAUCCUGGUGGCUUUCAACGUUGUCGCUGCGCUCACAGCCUGCAAGCCUUGGAUAGUAAACUUCCAGCAUCUUCAGCAGAACAGUCCAAACCAGAGCUGCAGUGUCCCCCCCGGGCUGCUGCCCCCAAGCCCUGGCUACCAGGACCUGGGCAGGAGCAGCAGUGUGGGUGGCGGCCCCUUCUGCCUCAGGGGCUACCAGGUCACCCGGGAGUACAUGGACGUGCUGUCUGUGCACUUCAGGCCCCUGGACAGGGUCUCAGUGCUGGUGCAGUCAGACAUGCCUUCGGUGAUGCGGCUGCAGCUGGACACGGGCAUGGACAGUGGGGGCUCUCUCGUCGUCUCCCUGUGGGCCAACCAGAGCGUGAUGUCCAACACCAGCUCGGUGGUGGUCUGCGUGAACGCCGCCUCGCCCUUCCUGGGCUUCAGCUCUUCACUCAACUGCACCACAGCCUUCUUCCAGGGCUAUCCCCUGUCUCUGAGCACCUCAUCUCGCAGGGCCAACCUUGUCAUCCCCUACCCAGAGACAGACAACUGGUACCUCUCCCUGCAGCUCGUAUGCCUGCAGAGUCCUGAGGAGUGCGGGAAAGCCUCCGUCCUCGUGGAGACCUCCUUGUCUUUGGUGCCCUGCCUCAACGACUGUGGGCCUUACGGCCAGUGCCUCCUGCUGCGCAGACACGGUUACCUGUAUGCGGGCUGCAGCUGCAAGGCAGGCUGGCGAGGGUGGAGCUGCACAGACAACAGCACAGCACAGACCGUGGCCCAGCAGAGGGUGGCCGCGCUCCUGCUCACUCUCAGCAACCUCUUGUUCCUGGCUCCCAUCACCCUCUCCGUGCACCGCUGCCUCCUGGUGGAGGCCUCCAUCUACACCUACACCAUGUUCUUCUCCACGUUCUAUCACGCCUGCGACCAGCCGGGGGAGGCCGUGCUGUGCAUCCUGGACUACGACACACUGCAGUACUGCGACUUCCUGGGCUCUGGGGUGUCCAUCUGGGCCACCAUCCUCUGCAUGGCGCGGCUGAAGGCAGCCCUGAAACAUGUUCUGCUUCUCCUGGGCACCCUGGUGUUCGCCAUGUCCUUGCAGCUGGACCGCAGGGGCGCCUGGAACAUGAUAGGGCCUUGUCUCUUUGCCUUCGUGGUCAUGGUCACCAUGUGGGUGUACCGCUGCGGGCACCGGCGCCACUGCUACCCCACCUCCUGGCAGCGCUGGGUCUUCUACCUCCUGCCUGGCAUCUCCAUGGCCGCUGUGGCCAUUGCCAUCUACGCCUCCAUGAUGACCAGUGACAACUACUACUACACGCACAGCAUCUGGCACAUGCUGCUGGCAGGGAGCACGGCGUUCCUGCUGCCGCCGCGUGACAAGCACACUGAGCCCUGGGCCUGCUCGCAGAAGCUCACCUGCCGCUAUCAGAUCUGCAAGAACCGCCGGGAGGAGCUGUACACGGUGACGUGACGCAGCCAGCUCAGGGACACCACAGCUUCGACGACCUCUCCAGCCGGGGCAGGACCAGGGGCGAGGGACCCUGUCCAGACGGAUUUCCAACUGAAUAAAAUUGCC
This is a messenger RNA of Molossus molossus (Pallas's mastiff bat), 2412 nucleotides long. RefSeq names its product post-GPI attachment to proteins factor 6-like. Gene Ontology annotation, cellular component: plasma membrane. The transcript has 13 exons. Bases 1 to 2307 code for a protein of 768 amino acids. The record is from RefSeq and is a predicted model, not a curated record. NCBI's taxonomy places the organism in Eukaryota, Metazoa, Chordata, Mammalia, Chiroptera, Molossidae.